AGUAUUAGUUCUUAUAUACCAUCUGACCUUUCAACUGCAAUAACUGGCUACAAAUGUAAAUUAACAAUGUGCGAGCUUAGGAAAAAGGAUAUUCCUAAAUCAGUGAUUCCUAUUGCUGAUAAAGCUUUAGCCAGUUUAGUUGCUGAUGCUGAAGAACAAGCUGCGUCAAAUCAAUUGUUCCCUCUAGAUAUUGAAAGAAGAUUGCAUGCAUCAGGCAUUUUUUUAUCAGUAUUUUUUUCAUUAAAAACUACUGAGAAGGACAAGAUUGCAGAACUCCCAUAUGUAAUCUAUAAAAACGGCCUUUCCCUUAAACGUGCAAUCCAACAGAAUAAGCUGUAUAUUCAACCGCAUCCAUCGACUAUUCUUGAGGAAUCAUGUCUUAACACCAUCUUGCUAUCAACUCAUAUGCUUCAUGGUAAGCCGCUUAUUCAAACCAAAUUCUCUGAAUUACACUUCAUUGCGACUUCAGUCACAUUGUUCCUUACCCCGUUUUUUUCCGCUCAUGACAUUGCUCAGAUAGAGUGGGACGCUAUAUCUUGGGUGUAUAAAUAA
Messenger RNA from Cokeromyces recurvatus, 552 nucleotides. RefSeq lists its product as uncharacterized. The annotation marks the transcript as partial. The transcript has a single exon. NCBI's taxonomy places the organism in Eukaryota, Fungi, Mucoromycota, Mucoromycetes, Mucorales, Mucoraceae. The record is from RefSeq and is a predicted model, not a curated record.